Molecule: messenger RNA, 3945 nt
Organism: Triticum dicoccoides
Lineage: Eukaryota; Viridiplantae; Streptophyta; Magnoliopsida; Poales; Poaceae
Product: flavonoid O-methyltransferase-like protein Os11g0303600
Exons: 2
Coding region: 2469-3665 (398 amino acids)
Molecular function (GO): O-methyltransferase activity; protein dimerization activity
Source: RefSeq, a predicted model, not a curated record
CAGCCAAGGGGUAGGUGACCAACUUAUAAGGGGUCCUUCCAUAGACUUAAAAAUGCUAGAACCACAUAGAGAGGAGGGAGUUGUGCUAUGGACACAAACCUAUAUAGCGCAUGCGCUCGCCAAUAUAUGCGUGAUUUAAACUUAGGUCGCUUGGCGCUACAUCGCCAACCUUUUUGUCUUUUUAAAACUUUUUUCACAGCCACUUCAUGGUAAUCAAGAUAUCUUAUGAAGUUUUGGAGAGGUCGUGUAAUUGUAGAUUCCUUACGAAUGUUGUUAUGGAUUAACUUAUCUAUUCAACUUAUAUUCGUAUGAUAGCAAUUUAUAUCCGAAUGUUGUUACGAAUGUUGCUUCUGGGCCUAUUGAUGUCGACUAAGUGAAAACUCCACGAUGGUAUACAUAUAUUGUUAUUGAUUAACUUAUCUAUUCAACUUAUAUUCACACGACAGCAAUUUUACGAAUGUUGCUUCUGGGCCUAUUGACGUCGGCUAAGUGAAAACUCCACGAUGGUAUACAUUGUUAGGAUAGGACAUAAGAUGUCAUGAAAGGUUUUAUUAUAGACAUGUAUGACUAUAUACAGAAUACAUGUAUACAUUGAUGAAUUGGAACUAUUGUGUAUCGCUCUAGGUUGUGACUGUUACAUGGUGAAUAUCAUCCAACACAAAUACUCAUUGUUGAUCCAAUGCCUACGCACGAACCUCACGCACUGAAACAUCUACCAUGCAAAAAAUAAUAAUUCAGAAUGUUUUGAAUUUUUGUAGUAUUUGUUUUGAUUUUACUGUUCAUGGCGGGUUUAGAUGAGCAUGGGAGUCAAAUCGCCCCUCUCCAAGAAUAAUCAUAUUAUAUAUGAUACAUAAGAGUUAUAGAUGUGCAUUUUUUUUCCAGUUUUACAAAGAAAAAACUAGAUUCCAAAAUAGACUUAACUCAAGUAACAAAACUAUUCCAAUUUGAAUGGUACCUAAGUUUUUUUAGGAAAUCCAUAAGAAAUAAUUGCAGUAAAUGCAAGAUGGGACAUCUUGGAUAUGGUCUUGAAGCAGUUUGAGCAGGAUUUCCAAAUUGAGACAUAUGGAUAGAGCUCCUAAUUAAAACGACAAGACUGAUAACCCAAUCGAUAGCGUCAAAAUGGGCACACCACGUGUUUUCAAUGCAGUUGGUUGCUAGAGACGCACCACCUAAAAAUAGUAAAUGCACGGUGUGAUGUUUGUUUGGUAUUAGGCUCGGACUAUCGGCACCCAUUCAUAAGGUGAAUAGGAGUAGUGAGAAUGUUUCUAAGAUGAUGACUUCAGACUACCUGAUGUAUUACUUUCUAAGAUUUUUGUGAAUAAUUAAUAAAAUGGUUGUAUGCAUCGUCCAGAUGGAGAGGUCGGGGAUCAUCCUCCUUUUCUAAAAAAAGAACUUCAUCAAACAUUUUUGUUGUAGGUAGUAACUCUCUGUCCGAGCAUUAAUGUUUUUGGGUCGUCUAUACUGCCUACUGUUUAUGAUGAUGUCUGUGGAUUUCUGUUAUGACAGCUAGGGCGUUUGUGUUCCACUCAACGUCCCAACCAAUAGAACUGCAAUGCUUAAUUUCCCUCAAAGUAACAAACACAUGCAUAACAGCGAGAGCUCUUGGUAUCGAAUCUACAUACAUGGAGAAGACCAUCAAGUGCAGAUGGUCAGAUGAAAUUACGAUAAAAGAAUAGACACUGCGCGUAUAGAAAGGAUAUAGAGUUGGUCAUAUAAUUAUGGUCAUACACUCACAACAUUCUAUGCUGGAGUCUUUACUGUCGGUAUAAGAAGGUUAACUAGACUAACAUAAUUUCUCAUCAUAUGUCAUAGGUUUAAAUAACGGGCUACGACAGCCUAGGUUUGGUGCUAAAUUAACACUAUAGCGCGCUACAUAACGCUAAAUUGUACAUGACACGUGUAGCGCGAGGUCCGUCCAAAUGCUAUAGCGACAGUGUAGCGUUGAAAUAGUGCACUAUUUAAAACUAUGCCAUAUGUUUUGGCGGUAGUGGGCCAAAUGGGUUUACCAAUAAGGGACGGGUUACUGUUUCCAUAUUUUUCGAUUAUAUGAGUUCAAAUUGGUUCUUAAUUGAUUCAAUUUGAGAAUUUAAAACUACAAAGCCAACUAAACAACAAGAAUAAUCAUAUUGUAUAUGAUACAUAAUUAAGAGUUAUAUAUGUACCAUAAUUUUCUUUUAUUUUUCAGUUUUAUAAAGAAAGCUAUAUUCAAAAUAAAUUUAACUCAAAUAACAAAACAAUUCCAAUUUGAAUGAUACCUCAGAUUUUUAUUUUGAAGGAUUCCCUACGAAAUAAUCACAGUAAAUGCAAGAUGGGACAUCUUGGAUACGGUCCUUCAAGGGUUUGAGCAAGAUUUCCAAAUGAAGACUUAUGGAUAGAUCUUCUAAUUAAAACAACAAAACAUAUGACCCAAUCGAUAGCGUCAAAAUAGGCACACCACGUGUUUUUAAUGCAGUUGGUUGCUAGUAGAGAUGUACUACCUAAACAUAGUAAAUGCAUGGUGUGUGUAUAUAUAUUGGUGCUUGGCACAGUCAGUUAACAAACACACAACACCACAACAAGAGAGAUACUACAACGCAAUGGCAGCUCAUGCCCCAACGAUGGCAGUCCCCACCGACGCCCAGCUGAUUCAGGCGCAGGCUGACUUAUGGCGGCACAGCCUGUGCCACCUCACGGCCAUAGCACUCAGGUGCGCUGUCCAGCUCGGUAUCCCUACUGCCAUACACCGACUCGGCGGCACAACAUCGUUGCCCGAGCUUGUCACCGCACUGUCCCUCCCACCAUCUAAGACACCAUACCUUGGCCGUGUCUUGCGGUUGCUGGCCACAUCAGGCGCCUUAGCAUCCCCGAAGGAGGGGACCUACUCCCUCGUCCCGCUAUCAUAUCUCCUGGUGGAUGGUGUAUUCAUUGAUGGUGAGGCUAGCCAGAAGGCCAUUGUGCUUGCCACAACCUCAAGACAUUACAUAGAGGCGGCCUUGGGGCUAGCUGACUGGUUCAAGAAGGACAUCGCACCAUCGCCAUCACCAUUUGAGGAUGUGCACGGUGCCACACUCUUCGAGGAGAGUAUGGCGCUCCUCGACCCGGAGUCAGACAAGGUGUUCCAUGAAGCUCUGGCUGCCCAUGACCAUUUGGGGAUCAGCACCAUAUUGCGGGAAUGCCAUGACUUAUUCAAGGGGGUGCAGUCACUCACCGAUUGUUGUGGUGGUGAUGGAACGACAACUAGGGCUAUUGUCAAGGCCUUCCCGCAUAUCAAGUGCAAUGUGUUGGACCUUCCGAAGGUGAUUGAGAAAGUCCCGAGUGAUGGUAUCAUUAACUAUGUCGCUGGUGACCUAUUCCAUACCAUUCCACCUGCUCAAGCUGUGAUGCUUAAGCUUGUUCUGCACUUCUGGAACGACGAAGAUUGCAUCAAUAUCCUGGCUCAAUGCAAGAAGGCCAUUCCGUCCCGCGAAAUGGGGGGAAAGGUUAUUGUCAUAGAUAUAGUAGUCGGCUCAUCAUCCAAAGAAAUGUUAGAAACCCAACUGUUGGUGGAUAUGCUCAUGUUAGUAUGUACAAGAGGACGUCAACGAGAUGAAAAUGACUGGAGCACAAUCUUUACAAAAGCAGGAUUUAGCGACUAUAAAAUCAUCAAGAAACUGGGACCUCGAGGUGUCAUCGAGGUCUAUCCUUAAGAAUGUGUGCCAAGUGCCUCGAUAAUGUGGGCUAUGUUUAAUGUCGUGAGUUUGAUAUUGAUUGUGUGCUAUCAGUAAAUAAGGGCAAUGCCUAAGUUUGUGACCAACAAUCUAAGGGAACAUAACUAGCUAAAGUGAUAUGCCGGCUUGGCCACAUCAGGACCUGUGUAUGUAACUAGUUUCAAUAAAGUGUUGAAGUCACUUGGUGUGAGUUUUAUGGGUGUAUGCAUGUGCCAUGGUUGUAUAUGCUCCUACAAGCUAAAACUGUUAUGUUCUGUUA